This is a messenger RNA of Aegilops tauschii subsp. strangulata, 2970 nucleotides long. RefSeq names its product AAA-ATPase At3g28580. NCBI's taxonomy places the organism in Eukaryota, Viridiplantae, Streptophyta, Magnoliopsida, Poales, Poaceae. The record is from RefSeq and is a predicted model, not a curated record. Gene Ontology annotation, molecular function: ATP hydrolysis activity; ATP binding.
AUUCCCUUUCAAAAGAUGCAGCGUUUCUUAAAGGAAAAAUAUCAGCUAGCUCUUGUAAUGUUGCUAUGUAGAGUGUACUGCCAAGGACUCCACGUAUACUGGGCAAAAGGCCUAUCUCUUCUGAUAGCUCAUCUUCUCCUGCUCCGACGACGACAACAACGGCUACCGGUAGCGCUCAAGUCAAGUAAAUCACCACACCACACAGAUCUUUAGGAUUAGAUCAACCUAGCCUAUGCUAUGACUAGACCGUUAGAUCUUGAGGAGACUAAAUUUGCAGUUAUUUUUCACUUCUGUGGAGCACAACAGGCCCUUUCCCCCACUGAAUUCUUUCACAAGUUUUGGGAUUUGAUUUGAUCUGACCUUCUUGACCUUUUCAGCACCACCUGGCUUGAUGUGUGUCAACCUAGAGAUCAAGGUGGGCUUGGAUUUACUGAAUUUCGAUUCUACAAACAUCAGUCCUGUAUGUAAAUGGCAGAAUUCUGAACAUCAGUCUUGUAUGAAGUGGCAGGAUUUUGUUAGCGCUGAAAACCUGCAGAAAGUUACUCUACUUCAUCAACCAAAAGUAAACCAUCUCCUAGUGAUUCUCACUUCUUGUCCAGCAUCAGGCAAGUGGCAGGAUUGCUGGUUGCUUGCUAGUGAAGAAUGCCAAGAAGGAAGGCGAAGCAAAGGACACAACAUCAGAGGAAGCCAAUGGAGACAUGAAGCAAGGUGACAAGUGAAGUGAAGUGACAGGAGCAGAGUGAGCUGUACUCUCCCUUGCAUAAAAAGAUACAGUGAUUUUUCUUCUUCAAAAAAAUUGUACUAUGGAUUGAGUACUACAAUACGAAACACUCCAACAUGACCUGUUGGCUAGACCCAACCAUUCACUCAUCUUGUCUCAAUCUGUACUGGGAAAAGGGAAUUCAUGAGUUUGUUCCGUGUGUAUGGACUCGCCGAUUUUUCUCGGCUCCAACAGCUCCUCUCCACCUACCCCGACGAUCUGCUCCGAUAACGACAAAGACGACGACCUGGGUUAACCUAAGUGAAUCACCACACGUCUCCAGCCAGCAUUAUAUACACGCACAACCACUCACUCACUCAGGUGCCGUCCGGUGCAGAGCCAAAUAGAGCUACAGCCUUCCAGCAAGAAAAACCCAAGACACAAAAAUCAAGAGGUCCAGCCAUGGAGGUGGCGAUGGUGGAGUGGUGGCCAUGGUUCGGAUCGGCGGUGGCGAGCACCAUCUUCCUAUGGUCCAUGGUGCAGAACCACAUCCCGGACGCCCUCCGCCUCAACCUCGCCGCUUUGGCCGCCAAGCUCACCGCCUACUUCAACCCUUACCUCCAGAUCACCAUCUCGGAGAACGGCGCCCAGCGCUGGAAGCGAAGCGAACUCUUCCUCGCCGUCGAGGCCUACCUGAGCGACGCAUGUGCCCGUCGCGCGCGCAGGCUCAAAGCUGAGCUCGGCAAGGACAGCAAGAACAUCCAGGUCUCCAUCGACGACCACGAGGGAGUCACCGAUGACUUCUCCGGCGCCACGCUCUGGUGGCACGCCUCCAAGCAGCGACCCAAGGCCAAUGUCAUCAGUUUGUACCCUGGCGAGGACGAGAAGCGCUUCUACCGGGUCACCUUCCAUAAGCGACACCACGACCUCAUCGUCGAUUCUUACCUGCCUUUCGUCCUCGGUGAGGGCCGCACCGUCAUUAUCAAGAACCGCCAGCGCCGCCUCUUCACCAACAAGGCCAGCGGCAGCUCGAGCCCUUACGGGGCCAAGAGCGCCUGGAGCCAUGUACCGUUCGAGCACCCGGCGACCUUCGACACCCUUGCCAUGAACCCGAAACAGAAGGAGGACGUCAUCGACGACCUCAUGGCAUUCCAAGAGAGCAAGGAGUACUAUGCUAAGGUCGGCAAGGCGUGGAAGCGCGGGUACCUCCUUUACGGCCCGCCCGGCACCGGCAAGUCCACUAUGAUAGCCGCCAUGGCCAACUUCCUCGACUACGACGUCUACGACCUCGAGCUCACGGCCAUCAACAACAACACCGAGUUGCGGAAGCUCUUCAUCGAGACGACGGGCAAGUCCAUCAUCGUCAUAGAGGACAUUGACUGCUCCGCUGACCUCACCGGAAAACGCCGCAAGGACAAGAAGGCCUCUCGCGACAAGGACUCCGAUGGCAACGACAAACCCAAGCUACCAAUCGAGCCAGAGAAGGAUGACGCGACCAAGGUGACGCUCUCUGGCCUGCUCAACUUCAUCGACGGGCUGUGGUCUGCGUGCGGCGGCGAGCGGAUCAUCAUCUUCACCACCAACUACAAGGAGAAGCUGGACCCGGCACUGAUCCGGCGGGGCAGGAUGGACAAGCACAUUGAGAUGUCUUACUGCCGCUUUGAGAGCUUCAAGGUACUCGCCAAGAACUACCUAGAUGUCGUCGGGCAUGAGCUGUUUGGGGAGAUUCAGCAGCUGCUCGAGGAGACCGACAUGUCGCCCGCUGACGUGGCGGAGAACCUGAUGCCCAUGUCCAAGAAGAAAAAGAGGGACCCUGACGUGUGCUUGGCAGGCCUCAUCGAGGCGCUCAAGCAGGCCAAAGAAGACGCGGCGGUCGCCAAGGCGAAGGAGGAAGAGAAGGCCAAGGAGGCUGAAGCGAAGAAAGCCAAGGAGAAAGAGGAGGCUGAAGUGAAGAAAGCCAAGGAGAAAGAGGAAGGGAAGGACAAAACAUCAGAGGAAGCCAUUGGAGACAACAUGCAAGCUGACAAGAUACAGGAGUAGAGUGAGCAUGUCCACUACAUGCUCCGUGACCAAGAGAUGCAGUGUUGGUUCAGAUAAGACAUAUAUCACUCAACUGAAAUAAAAUAAUGUAGCUUCCUUUUCUCAUUUGCUAAUUCACACAUGAAGCGACUGUUGUAAUGUUGCUAUAGGUAGAGUAAGUAGUACAAUACUACAUAAUCCCAACACUGUGUAUUUGUAAAUGCAGAACGAAACUUAGCUUGUUUGCAUAA